AGAGAUGAGAGAGAGAGAGAGAGAGAGAGAGAGUUAGUGGGAGAGAGGGAUGGAAGUGUUAGCAGAGAGUGGCUUCUGCCCAUCAACAGGAAUCUACCAUAGCAAAUGGGUUUCUCCUCUCCUUCCUCAUAAUCCAUGUCUUUCCCUUCCAUCCUUCCUCCUCUCACCACUCCCUCCUCAAAUUCUCUGCAAACCUGCUUUCAUAGACUCCACCACCGGCAGAUCGGUGACUUACGGUGAGUUCCGGUCACUUAUAGUCGCCGCUGCAUGCACCUUACGUACACUAGGUGUGAAGAAAGGUGAUGUAGUUCUUGUUGUCUCACCCAACUUCCUACAUUUCCCUUUACUUGUCUUAGGGGUCAUGUACCUUGGUGCCAUUUUCAGCACAGCCAACCCUUUACACACUAGGCCUGAAUUAGAAUCUCAAAUCCAAGAUUCUAAGCCCAUUUUAAUCCUCACUACCCAAGAACUCAAACCAAAGCUUGAUGGGCUCAUUUCUGGGCCUCUUCUUAUGACUCAAUCCUUCAUAGAUGAUGUGUUAAAUCAUUCAUCACAUCACCCAUAUUCAUGCGAAUCACUGAACGUGUCGAUUCGUCAACAGGACACUGCGGCACUCAUGUACUCGUCGGGAACGACAGGAAAGAGUAAGGCUGUUGUGUGUUCUCAUGGUAACUUAAUAGCCAUGAGUUGUUUACUAAGGCAUGUGUGGGAUGCUAAGGGUGAAGCUUGUAAUGAUGUUUAUAUGUGUGUGGUGCCUUUGUUCCAUAUGUUUGGGUUGUCUAUGUUUGUGUGUGGGGUCUUGGCGGUAAGAUCCACGGCCGUGAUCUUAAAGAAGUAUUCGAUCGAGGAGAUGUUGGUGGCGGUGGAGGAGUACCGGGUUACUAGGUUGCCGGUGGUGCCGCCGAUCGUGGUUCAGCUGGUGAGAUUGAGCUAUGGAACUAAGUUGAUAGAGUUGGGUUCUCUAAAGGAGUUGAUAUGUUCAGGGGCUCCCUUGGGCAAGGAUUAUAUGGACCGUUUUAGCAAGUGUUAUCCCCACAUCAUACUAUCUCAGUGCUAUGGAUUAACAGAAACAAAUGGCCCCAUUACACUAUGCAAUGGGGUUAGUGGUAGGCUUCAUGUUUCAAUCGGCCGGCUAAUCCCCUGUGUGGAAGCUAAGAUUGUUGAUGUUCAGACAGGGAAGCCCCUUCCACCUCUCAAGUAUGGAGAGCUUCAUCUGAGAGGACCUCCUAUUAUGCAAGGUUACUUGAAGAAUGAAGAAGCAACAUCCCUCACUAUUGAUGAGGAAGGGUGGCUACACACAGGUGACCUAUGCUUCAUUGACCAAUGUGGGCUUGUUUACAUAUUGGACAGAAUCAAGGAACUCAUCAAGUACAAAGCUUUUCAGGUUGCUCCUGCUGAGCUUGAGGAGAUCUUGUUAAGCCACCCUGAAAUCAAUGAUGCAGCUGUGAUACCGUACCCGGAUGAAGAAGCAGGGGAGAUUCCAAUGGCUUGUGUGGUGAGAAGGGAAGCAAGCAAAGUCAGGGAAGCAGAGAUUAUCAAUUUCAUUGCUAGUAAGGUGGCUCAUUAUAAGAGGGUAAGGAAGGUAGUUUUUGUGGAGUCUAUUCCAAGAUCACCUUCAGGAAAGAUUCUCAGGAGACAACUUAGGGCACUGAGUGACCAUCAGCGGUUGGAAAUCUCCUCCAGAUUAUGAUUCAAUCUUCAUCAAUUUAUCAAUUAUGCAUUUUUUAUCAGAACAACCAGAUUAUGGGGGCAAUAAUUUUUAUGUAGAACUAAAGGAGACAUUAUAUAGCAGGGAAUGAUCAGGAUGAUCAGAUAAUUUGCAUAUAUUCUUUAAUGGGAAUUUUAUAUUCUUGGGC
Molecule: messenger RNA, 1856 nt
Organism: Telopea speciosissima
Lineage: Eukaryota; Viridiplantae; Streptophyta; Magnoliopsida; Proteales; Proteaceae
Product: probable CoA ligase CCL5
Exons: 8
Coding region: 50-1690 (546 amino acids)
Cellular component (GO): peroxisome
Molecular function (GO): CoA-ligase activity
Source: RefSeq, a predicted model, not a curated record